This is a messenger RNA of Miscanthus lutarioriparius, 264 nucleotides long. The record is from the annotation of a GenBank genome assembly. NCBI's taxonomy places the organism in Eukaryota, Viridiplantae, Streptophyta, Magnoliopsida, Poales, Poaceae.
AUGAUCGAGGACGACUGCGCCGACAACGGCAUCCCGCUCCCCAACGUCAAUUCCAAGAUCCUCGCCAAGGUCAUUGAGUACUGCAACAAGCACGUCCACGCCGCCGCAGCGGACACCACCAACCCCUCCGGGGGCGGCGAGGACCAAGAAUUGGGACGCGGAGUUCGUCAAGGUCGACCAGGCUACGCUCUUCGACCUCAUCCUGGCUGCCAACUAUUUGAACAUCAAGGGAUUGCUGGACCUGACCUGCAAGACGGUGGCUGA